CUAGCGAAUGGUAACGGCAGACAAAAACAGGUCCAGCGUACUUCUCCCGGACGGGGAGACACCCACGAGACCUGUGCGGUCGGGAUAUCUUUAUAAUCUCAUAACAAUUAGCGCAAUUAGUACCGGUGAGUGUAUCUUCGGCACGGUUCCCAGCGUUAACGUUAGCAACCGAAACACGCUCAUUGCUCCGAGUGUGACGCCUGUUUUUUUCUGACUGCCGCUGGUCGAGGGUUGUGAUGUGAGCGGAGUUGCACCACGACAGAGGGUGAGUCAAGAGCUACAGCCGGAAAAUAUUUUUCUUGACACAGAAGAAUGGACUUUGUCGGGGACAAACUGACGGGCUCAUGCAAAGAAGCAGGCAUGCGACCGUACACGGGCCUGGACGUCAUCUUUGGGCAACAACUUUAGCAAGCUAGCUUACAUUAGCUCCCUCAAAUUGAUGCAAAUGAAUCGGUUUGGCUGUAAGCUCACUUCGCUAGCGUAAUGGAGGCACCCUGAGUGACUUAUUCGUUUCAAUUGACUGUCCUGGUGCUCUUUAAUGCUGCGAGGCAAUGUGCUGACGACCACCAGCCUUUUCGUCGGUUCCCGUUUGGAGCAGUAAAACACGGUUGGCAGAAAUCAUUAAACGGUGGUUGCCUGCCUGGGUGACAGCUGAGCAAAGUUGCCUAAUUUGCCGUAUAAAUAAUUACUGAAAUAGCAUCUAUUUCUUACAGGUAUCACACCUAUUCCUGGUAUUGAUAGUUGUGUGAAAGUGCACUUUAAUUUAAUUUUUAAGGAUGCGCCAAAGACACCUGUGAUUUUGUGUUUGAGAAAACUAAAAAUCACCCCAGUACUACAAACCAGUCAAAAUACAGAUAUAAUUUUCUGAUUGCACUUGAAUAUAGUUUUUUUUUUUUCAAGAACCAGGACCAGGGUAGGUGCACAUCCACGUAUACUGUCGUGAGACAUAGACCAGAGACAGGCUUAUCCAUGUCAGUUGGUUCCUAGUUACUGUUUAACUCAAUAUCUAGGCUGUCUGGCACAGUUAAAGACUGAGUUUCACUGGACAUGAAAACAUGAAUAUCGAAGAGCAGUGUGUAGAUUUGUGCAAUGUUAAGACAAAAAGCAAUGUGGACGCUGAUCACAACACUACCAACAGCACAGAAGGGGUCACCCCCCGGAUCUCUGAACUGAUGACGGAGAGUAACACAGAAAAACAAAACAUUGUUCCUACAGAGGCCUCUGAAACGUACCUGAUGCCUCAGCUCACUGACAACCUUCAGGCAGUUGUGGAGGAUAACCACCAGGAGCAAGACGCACUGGAAAUUGAUGAGGUUAAUGGAAAUAGAAAGAGCCGUGUCAAAGACACCCCUGUGGUGGUGAAUCCCACUGACUUGAUCUUUACUAAUGAUGAGCAGCACAAGGACGAUAUUGGGGUGGAGAAAAUGAAGGAAGAUAAGGACACUGAACCUGCUAAGUUUGUGGAAGGGGAUGAUGGUGGGGACAUGGACAUAGGUGUGGAUCUGAGUCUUGAUGAGAGUGGGGUGCUGGAGGCUGAAUUGACAAGCGUCAGAUCAUUCUCAGACAAUACUUUAGAGUCAACGUCGCAGGAUGUCCCAGUCGGCAUCACGGCAGAGAGCCACUCAGAUGCAAGCAAGACGAGCACAGAGGCUUCUGCCUCAGACCAGGCUGGACUGUACCCCUCAGUGGAGGAGGAGGACGAUAAACACAAACCAAGUGGCAAAAGGGUGACGUUUCCCUCAGAUGAGGAUAUAGUCUCAGGAGCAGUGGAGCCCAAGGACCCCUGGAGACAUGCUCAGAAUGUGACGGUGGAGGAGAUCCUCUCUUCCUACAAACAAGCCUGUCAGAAACUCAACUGUAAACCCAUCCCCAAAGUGCUCAAACAAAUACAGGAACUGAAAGACCUGACACAGCGAAAUGAAUGCUUAGACCUAAAAGGUGAGAAGCUGGACUACAAAGCAUGCGAGUCUCUGGAAGAGAUUUUGAAGAGGGUCCAGUUUAAAGUGAUUGACCUUGAGCAGACCAACCUGGAUGAAGAUGGUGCAUCAGCUCUGUUUGACAUGAUCGAGUACUACGAGUCAGCCACACAUCUCAACAUCUCCUUCAACAAGCACAUUGGCACACGAGGAUGGCAGGCAGCAGCUCACAUGAUGAGGAAGACGAGCUCUUUGCAGUAUCUUGAUGCACGCAACACUCCCCUGCUGGACCACUCGGCUCCCUUUGUAGCACGAGCGCUCAGGAUCAGUGGCAGCCUGGCAGUCCUCCACCUGGAGAACGCUGGCCUGUCUGGCAGACCGCUUAUGUUACUGGCGACAGCUCUGAAGAUGAAUAUGAACCUGCGGGAGUUGUACCUGGCAGACAACAAGCUCAAUGGCCUGCAGGACUCAGCCCAACUUGGCAACUUGCUCAAGUUCAACUACAAUAUUCAGAUCCUGGACCUGCGCAACAACCACAUCCUAGACUCUGGUCUGGCCUAUGUGUGUGAAGGACUGAAAGAGCAGAGGAAAGGCCUCGUCACAUUGGUGCUAUGGAACAACCAGCUCACACACAACGGCAUGGGCUACCUAGCUGCUGCACUGCCUUGCACCCAGAGUCUGGAGACUCUGAACCUCGGCCAUAACUUGGUGGGUAACGAAGGGGUCCACAAGCUUAAAGACGGACUGAUUGCCAACCGCUCUGUGCUCAGACUGGGCCUGGCUUCCACCAAAUUGUCCUGUGAAGGAGCUGUGGCUGUGGCUGAAUUCAUAGCUGAGAGCCCCAGACUGCUACGCCUCGACCUUCGAGAGAAUGAGAUCAAGACGGGUGGACUGAUGGCCCUGUCACUCGCUCUGAAAGUCAACACCUCUCUGCUGCGUCUCGACUUAGACCGGGAGCCCAAGAAAGAAACCGUAAAGAGCUUCAUUGAGACCCAGCGUGCCCUUCUGUCUGAGAUCCAGAAUGGCUGCAAGAGGAACUUCAUCCUGGCUAAAGAGAAGGAGGAAACCGAGCAGAAGAUGAGGCUGUCGGCCUCCAUGGCUGAAAUCGCCACAGAGGAUGGGACCACAGAAGAAGUGGUGCAACCAGCAUCAGAGGAAGGAGGGCAUGCAGAGAGGAAAGAGGGAGAAGAAGGUGAAACAACAGGAAAUGAAGGACAGACAGGCAGCCAGUCAGAGACGGGCGCUGAGGCGAGCGUUCCUCAAAUGAACCUGGAGUCAGACUCAGACACUGAGGAUGAGGAGGAAGAGGAGGUGGUAACGAAGUCCUCCUCCACGUCAAACUCCUCCGUUUGCUUAAACCAGACUGCUCCUCAAACCCAGACAGGGGUUGCACAGCCUCUCUUCAGUGCCUCACACACGUCCUCAUCCCCGGCGGCCUCACCUGCCGGCGGACCGAGCGUCAUUUCUGGCAUCACCGUCACAGAAUCCUCAGUUCCUCCCGGGACCCCUCCUUCUCCUGGACGUUGUAUAUCUGUCUCUAGUCCCGGGAGGGGUCAUAAGAUCUUCAUGGUAACUCGGGUGGAGAGUCCGCCUGAGCAGCAGCAGCUACAACUCCAGCUGAGCACACCUGCAGCUCCCAGCCAGACUAAAGAGGCCUCGGAGAAACCCGCAGACGCGAACACGCCCACGGCACAGCAGACACAGCCAUCACCCUCAUCUCAAACACCUACACAAACAAAACAGGCACAGGAGGACGUGGAGGAGAGCUCACCUGCUCCAUCAACAGACUGUAAACUGACACAGCAGAGUCCUGUAGCACACUUAGACAUCGCACCAAAUACUACACAGACCCACACACUAGAGCCACAGUCUGCAAGUCAACCCACGGAGGAUGUGACAGCAAGCACUUUAGGCCCAGAAGAGACGGAUCCUAGUCAACAAGCACCAGCCCUGCCUUCAGAUUCCUCAUCAGCCUGGCUCACUGAGGACGUAGCAGAGAGCACUAAAAGCCCCCAGGCUCAGCCCACUAGUGUUGAAGGAGAGGAGGAAGAGGAAGGUCGUACAGAAGACAAGAGACAGAUGAUGUCCCCGGAUAGCACAGAAGUAGAGUGUAGACAGUUAGACGAACUGGGUCAAACCCAGACUAGUAUCCCUGCCGUAGAAACGCAGCAGCAGCCGGUAACCUCUGCUCUUGAGCAGCUACAGAAUGAGCUAGCAUCUGCAUCAGAGGAGACCCAGUCACAGAACCAAACAAAGGAGGAAGAAGAGGAGGCACUGGCGGAAGCACCAGCCACCUUGUCAGAAAAUGAAAAACCCAGUUUAACAGGGAACGAGUACAGCCAGCCAAGCCAAGAGGAACCGUGUCCAAAGCAGCAGACAGAGGCAGAUGAACAGGGAGUACAGCCUGUUCUCUCUGCCCAGACUGAUCAACAAGCACCAUCUGUCAAUGAGUCAAAUCCCCCAGCAGGGGGAGCCUCAAAGAGUCUCGAACCUGCCUUGACCGCGCCUGUGUCCCCAGUCGAAGUGGAGGAUUCGCCAGAUGAGAGCUCUGCGGACGAGGGCGAGUGUUUUGCGGAGGCUCCGCAGGAGGAACUCGUCGGUUCAGCUCUGCCCAACGGCCUGAAGCCUGAGUUCUCCCUCCAUCUCCUGGACACUGAAAGCCCCAAACCAGGCAGCUGUGUGAUGGAGCAUGUGAGUGUCAGCUGUGGACAAGAGCUGGAGGAGCUGCUGCUAGAGGCCAGUUUGGAGACGGGGAGAGACGCGCCAUGAGGCUGCGAGGGACUGCGAGGACGGGAGAAAACAGCACUCAGAUAGUUUGUCUGGCUCUUCUACAUGACUGGUUGCCCUACAAUGUUUUUGUCGUUUCUUUGACUUUACCACCAACACGACCUUUCCAUAAAGGAAGACCUGGUGUUGCACUCGAAGCUCUAUACGUGAAAAUACAAGAAAUUUACGGGAAGACCCAGAGGACAAAAUCAACUGCUCGAGCUCAGCUGUGAAAAAUAAGGAAUCCUGUACAUCCACACUACAUCGACCACUGAAUCACGUACAUAUGCACACUGAGUAUGAGCGAGAGGGGGGAAAGAGAGAAAUGAAAUCACCCUUUUAUCACUACCGUUUGUCAACCUGCAAUCUUUACAAACAAGCAGCCUGUGAGAAAGACGAGAGAUGGGGGGCAAAGAAUGGAGGAUAAAACACUAACCAAAGACAGACCUUUCUCACAGCCCUACUCGCUUUCUUGUGUAGAUUUCCACUGUAGUUGGUGAAAUAACUAGCAAUUUUUGUCACAACACACAGAUACAAAGACAUAUCGGUGACAACAAGAAAAGUGGGGUUAACGGCACAGUCCAAACGUGAAAUAAAGGUGACGGACCCUGCUGGGCGGACCUGCUGGCUUUAAGCACUUGCUCUAGAGGUGAAAGUAGGUCACUGUCAAAGGCUUUUAUAUCCGAGGAAGCUGAAGAUGUUAACGUGUCUGUUUAAAUGUCAACGUUUUAUGUCCGUGUCCCCACUCUCCCGACCAUUCUUCAGGGGGAGAAAAACAAGGAAACUGUAAGGGACCUCUGCCAAAGUGACCUCCCUCAUGUCUGUUUUCUCCUUCUCUGCUCGUUUUUUGGCCCCUCAGGAAUCAGCAUCCCCCUCCGGUCAGUGUCCUCAGACCCGAUGUGGAGGAGCUGCAACUGUUUCCCCCGCCUGCCUCCGCUUUUUGAAAGCCACAAAGUCGGUUAUUUGCUCCCCACAUCUUCUGCCAAUGUCGGAAAGCAAGACGUCUGCUUUCAGUGGUGUUAUUUACAGGAAAACAAAACAAAAAAAGAAAACAUAAAGUUUCCUUGAUUCUCUGCAACUUAAGACGCUGUUAUUGCUUCGUUCGACCAGUCGUUGUUGUGUUAAAGUCAUUCAAGAAAAGCAGCUCGGUCUCUGUCGUCCUCUCCCCUCUCCUUCCUCCCGGUCUUCCACUGGUACUUCGUGCCAUCUCACCUCUCCGCUCCGGCUCAUCAUUCAUGUUGCCUUCAACUACCACUUCAUAUUCAGUCUUUGUUUUUUUUUGUUGUUGUUUAUUUUUCUUUGAGAAAUCAGUUAUUUUGUAUUUAUUUUAUAGAUAUAUGAGCUUUUUCUGAUUUUUUUCACCCCUUCUUCACUUUCUUUUUCUUUUCCAUUUGGGGGGUUGCUUUUAAAGAUUAUCCCCAUUUUUUGAUGUAUAUUUCAGAUUCAAACUAGAGCAAAUAUUUAGUUUAGUUUUUGGGGGAGGGGUGUAAUCUGUGUUGGAGGAAAGGUAAAUAUGAUUGAAUGGUUGGCUACGGUAGCAGUCGGGGUGCAGUAAUUAAAGCAAACACAGGGAAGCAGCAAACAAUAGUUCUCAACAAAGUCCUUGUUAACACUACUCUGCUGGGUGAAGCUGUGACCACAAGGGGGCGCCAGUGGUUGUGUUCUUUUCCCACUGUGGAGAGAAAAAGUCUGAACAGCAUCAUGUACAACACGCUGCAGGGGCUGAUGUCUCCGUUCACAUCUAACUCCUGUCCUACAUUUUGCUGAGCAAGGCAGUGAAACUUUGCAUAAAAUGUCAACUUGUUCGUUGCAAGAGCUGGUUUACCCUGCUUUGAGCUUCUUCCUGAAGCAGACAUGGGCAGGUUUGGUGUUUUUUUUCUUCUUAAAAGGAGCAGCAUUCAACCCUUCUGCUCCUCUCCACCCAACAGAUAGUUUGCCCCCACUGUUUGUUAUGCUUUAAUUUUUAGAAAUUUUUAAUAAUAAUUUGUUAACUUAAUUGAAAUGUGCUGGUAAUCACAAAGAUAUGUAUGGCGAAAUUUGUUCCUCUCAAAUAAAUGCAUGUAAUGACUAA
Molecule: messenger RNA, 6753 nt
Organism: Chelmon rostratus (copperband butterflyfish)
Lineage: Eukaryota; Metazoa; Chordata; Actinopteri; Chaetodontiformes; Chaetodontidae
Gene: ppp1r37
Product: protein phosphatase 1, regulatory subunit 37
Exons: 13
Coding region: 1056-4685 (1209 amino acids)
Molecular function (GO): protein binding
Source: RefSeq, a predicted model, not a curated record